This is a messenger RNA of Cladocopium goreaui, 6858 nucleotides long. Lineage: Eukaryota; Dinophyceae; Suessiales; Symbiodiniaceae. The record is from the annotation of a GenBank genome assembly.
AUGUUGGGAGCAGCCUAUGCCGAUGAAGAAGAGCACAGCCAGUGGCAGGAUUGGCGGUUGACGUUUCGAAGCUGGUUGGUUUACGCCCAGGAAGACUUCGAGAAGGACCUAAAUGAGGCUGAAACAGCCACCUCACCUAUGGACUUCGUGGAGAUGACAACUGCGCAGCAUGGUCGGUCGGAGAAGCUUCACUCGAUCUUGGUGGGCUUGCUGAGGAACAGGCCACUGAAGAUCUUGAGAAGCGUUGAGGGACGCAAUGGACUGGAGGUUUGGAGACAAUUGUCACAGCAGAUGCAGCCGAGGACAAGGGCGCGGUCAAUUGCUCUCUUACAGGCCUUCUUGGCCCACCCCCCGUUCAAGAAGGACGGCGUCUUGGAGCAGGUCUUGGGCUUGGAGCGCUUGGCCGAGGAGUAUGCCCAGGUGUCGAAGGAGGAGCUGAGUGACAAUACAAAGCUGUCAGUUCUGCUCAAGGUGGUCCCCAACAAUCUUCGACAACACCUACAACUGCAGAUGGAUGAAAGCGCAGACUACUUGUCAGUGCGGGAGAAGGUCUUGGCCUAUGAGCGCACUACAACAUCGUGGAGCUCACACACGGUGUACAGGGAGCUUGACAUCAAGAAGGACAAAAAGGUUGAUGAGGCGGGCAAAGGUCUGCCCAACGACAUGUGCAAGCUGUGUGGCAACAGGGGGCACUGGUCUCGAGAGUGCCCAGUUCGAACUUUGAGGCAAGUUGCACAGGAUUCAGUUUCGACAGUGAAUACGCAGUCGUUGGUGAGUGGUGCAACUGGAAGUGGAGGUGCCGUUCAAGGCUCACCUACAACAACUAUGUCAACAGCUGUCAGGAGGGUGACAUACCUCAACUUGGACGAGGAUGAGAUCCCGGUGGAGCCCUAUGUUAGGAUGGUCGAUGGAGGUGUCUAUGACAUGACAUACAGUGACAGCGAUGAUGACUGGUAUGUCUGCAACACCGAGGAGGACCAGCAUGGGGCCUAUUUCGAGAACUUCAAGGACAUCCCUGUGGAGACCUAUGGCAAGAAAUUGGAUUUUGGUUUGAGGCCACCACCAUUUGAUUCAGAAGUUUGCCAAGGACGUCAUGCAGAUCAGGCAGUGAUUCGAGGAGUCACAACUGGUGAUGCAGUUAGCAUCAUCUUGGACAGUGGUGCAGAUGUUUCAGUGUUGCCGCUGUCUUACAAGAACUAUGGAAAAUCCCUUUCAAGGACAAGCGUCCUUCGAGAUGCUCAAGGCAACCGCAUGCCAGGUGGAGCCCUACGGCAAGCUGUGGUGACUAUGGAAGAUGAUCAAGGGAGCAUUGUGGAGCUCAGGGAAACGUUUGCACUGUCGAAUGUUUCAGACCCACUGUUGGCUCUUGGAAAGAUGUUGAAACGUGGUUGGAAGGUAGAAGGCAGUGGAGGCGAGGUGAAACUCAUCCAUGGAGACUUCUACAAGACCGUGGGUUUCAAAAGCAACAGCUUGGCGCUGGAGGCUGAGAUCAGGAUGGUGGAGAUUGUGGAGAAGCCGACAAAGGUGUCAGCCGGGCCUGUGGUUCGACAGGUCACCAUGAGUUUUGAAGGGAUGAUGAACAGCCUUCUUACAGUUCCUGGAUGGCACUUGUCAAUGGAUAGGAAGGUACCCUUCUUGGUCGUGCCCAACAGCAACCACUUCAAGGACUCCUUCCCGCAGUUCAACAGGAAUGACUUCCAGUACCGCUCAACAAUCGUGCUGAAAGGCAGAGUUUGGGAGGUCGUGGAAGUGGCAGAGACAAGCAACAGUGAGGGUGUGAUUCCUGAGUGCGGGGAUGAGCUCACCACGGUGGUCACUUUCUUCCAUCGAGAAGCUCAUGAUGUGAACGCUGUUGGAACCAUUCAUACAGGUUCAGAUGAUCCUUUUCUUCAACCAGCACUACGCCCAGAUGAGCCCAAAGGAGAACAAGGAAAGGAAGUACAAGGUUUUGGCUGGCAUGGCAAGACAUUGGAAGAUGGAGUGUACGAGGUCGAUGAUGAUGAGGGCAUGGGUCCACAACCAGAAACAGGAGAAGGAGACCCUGCACAUCGAGAAGUACCUCAACGUCUUGCAGAAGAAGAACCAGAAGAGAUCGACAUCGAUGGAGAGAAGUUCAACAAAGGAAUGGCGCUUUCAAAGCUGAGAACAGGCCUUCGAAUGUACGGCCUACCCAAAGGGAGAAGCAAGGCUGACGCAUGGAAGAGGCUCCGGGAGUUUGAGAGGAAGAAGAUGGCUGAUGGUGGAAGUGAUGCACGUGGUCAGAUGAUCCCUCGACUGCCAACAAAGGCAGAGAGGCAGGUGCAUGAGCUGACCCAUUGGCCCUUUGCUGAUUGGUGUGAAAGCUGUGUUGCAGCCCGAGCACGUUCAGAUCCUCAUCGACUUCAAGGUUCAAUGCGUGCUGAAGGAAAAUCAGAGUAUCCAGUUGUUUCAAUGGAUUUCUGCUACACCAGAGGUCUGGAGGAGCCAGAGGAGAUCGACAAGGAAGACCUGCGUCUUUAUGGAGGAGAUGUGAAAGGUGGUCUGGCUUUGGUGGUGACAGAUCAUUGGACGAGAGGUGUGAUGGCCCUACCUACACCAGGAAAAGGUCGACGGCAUGCAAAAUUCUUGGCAGAGCAGGUGGUUCGAUACAUAGGUGCCUGCAGUUUCUCAACGUGCAUCAUCAAGGCUGAUGGUGAACCUUCCACACGUCUCUUGGUCGACAUCAUCCAGAAGUGCCGGCAGAAACUUGGUUUCAAGACGUUGGUGGAACAUAGCGGCCCUGGAGAUAGCCAAGGAAAUGGUCGUGUGGAGAGGGAGAUCCAGACUGUGAGAGGCCUUGCAAGGACACUUGUGAGAAGGUUGAGUGAGGGCGCUGGUAUCAGAAUCAACUGUCAAGGACCCCUUUUCCAGUGGGCUAUGAGGCAUGCUGGAUGGCUCAUCACGCACUUCUGCCGUCACAAUGGGAGUGCAACAGCAUAUGAACAAACCACCGGCAGGAAGUACCAAGGAAAGCUGGCAAUCUUUGGUGAGAGGGUGAUGGCUAGACUUCCAGGUGGUGCAGGUGACGACCGCUUCAAGCCGUCGGUGUGGUUGGGAAAGACAGACAGAGCUGACUUCCACAUCGUUGCAACUACAGAUGGGCUGAGGUGGACAAGGACAAUUCGUCGCCUACCUGCGGGGUUUGAUGCCACCAUCCUCAACAAUGUGAGAACCUGGCCAUGGAAUGUCUCCUAUGGCCAGAUUGGAACCAAGAGUACACCACUGAUGGCAAAGACCGAGAAUGUGGCUCUACCACCAGACAUGGCAGGUCCAAUACGACUUCAAGAGCGGCAGGAGAGGCAACAAGCAGCUCUUGAAGCCAGGAGAGGUCCACAACAAGCUGAACAACAAGGAGCUGCAGAAGGAGAAGGAGAUCAAAGGCAGGCAGGGUCUUUGGAUGAGGCAGCAUCAGACCCUACUUCGAAAUCUUCGAGCAGUUCUUCAGCUAUGGCUUCACAACGUGGUGAUGUGGAUGACGACACUUUGUUGGAGGAUUUGCUGGCCGAGGUGAAGGAUCCAAAGGAGUAUGCAAGUGGUGUGGAGACUUCUCCAAAACGUGGUGGACAAGUUGCAGAUGAAGAUGAGCAGAGCCCAGCGAAAUCGGCAAGGACAACAUCGAGAAAGGUACCACGUCUUGGGGAGCCUACUACAUCAUCAAGUUCAGCUAUGGCAUCAUCAACACAUGGUGGAGGUGAUGAAGCUCAACCUGCAGGUGAACCAACGGUGAGAAUGGUCGUGAAUGGCGAGAUCUUGGCUGAUGGAGAUUUGGACAUGGAGUUCCCCUACAAGCCACCUGACCUUGGACCAGAUGAGUUGGCUCAGGUGGAAGCAGAAGCAGCCCAAACAGAAAUCUUGCGGCUGAUCGACAUGGGCGUUUUGAGGAGGCCCAACUUGGAAGAGGACAUCAACCAGAUCCCAACGCUGACAACGAGAUUGGUAUGUGAUUGGAGGUUCAGGCAGAAUGCAUGGGUGAGACGUGCACGUUUGGUGGCACGUGAUUUCAAUUGGUUGGACCCCAAUAGGAGCGACACUUUUGCACCGACUGGGACGCAAUCCGCAAUGCGGCUGAUCCCAGCAUUGAGUCAGCUUCAACAAUGGAGCAUGAGGGUGGCAGAUGUGAAGGACGCAUACUUGAUGUGCGACCAACCCAAGUCAGUCAAGGUGGUGCUUAGCAUGGAGUUGGCAAGGCAACUUGGAGUGGAUCGUGAAUGGGUUCUUGGAAAGGUUUUGCCCGGCCAACGAGAAGGAGCUGCAGUUUGGUUCAACGACUUGAAGUCCAAGCUCAAAGCUGCAGAUCUUCUCCAAUGUCCUGAAACACCAACAAUUUGGACCAAUUCUUCCAGAACUUUGUCUCUCAUGGUGCACGUUGAUGACAUCGUGAUGGGAGGCAUCGAGAGUGAGUUGGACAGAGUGGAAAGGUUCCUGAAGGAGCACUACAAGCUGUCGGUGGAGAGUGGUGACACUUUGAGUUUCCUCAAGAGGAGCAUUGAGAUCGUGGAUGGAACAACAAGAAUCAGAGUGAACCCGAAGUACAUCGAUGGACUGGUCUCUUUGCUUGGAGGAGUUCGAAGGCGCCGCACACCGGGUGACUUGAUCAUUGACAACAACUUGCUGGAGACAGAGGAGGAAGUGAAAUUGUUCCGAUCGUGCGUUGGAACACUUCUUUAUGUUUCUGGAGAUAGACCUGAUGUGCAAUACCUGAUCAAGGAGCUGGCGGCAAAGCUUCAAUCACCGACGAAGGGAGCGAUGGCAACACUCCACAACCUCGUCGGCUACAUGCAUGCAACCAGAGAUUUCCAUCUGUGCAUGAAGGGCACAGAUCCAUCAACAAGUUUCAGAAGCCGAGCGGUUGGUUUGGCUACGGGCCCAGAGUAUGUGGACGGCAAGGAGGUAUGGCUUUUGGAAGUAGCAACUGACUCUGACGACUGGAAUGGACAGAAGGAGACAAGGUCAUCUACGAGUUGUGGCAUGGUUUUCCUCGGUGGCUUUUGGCUGUUUGGUUACUCGCGCACCCAGAAGCACAUCACGCUGAGCAGCACAGAAGCUGAAUAUGUUGCUUUGGUUGGAGGAGCGUCAGAGGGGCUUUUCUUGAAGGCCGUGGUGCAACAUUUGGUUUGUGGCGUGGUGGAGCUCAAAGUUUUGGGUGACAACACUUCAGCAAUUGCCAUCGGAAUGCGAGAGGGUGUUUCGAGACUGAAGCAUCUUGAUGGACGUUUGCUAUGGAUGCAACAACGUCAACAGCUUGGAGACCUACAACUUCGAAGGGUAGAUACUUUGACAAACCCGGCAGACAUGGGAACGAAGGUUCUUGGAGGUCGACGGGUACGACUUCUACUACAUCUACUUGGUUUCCAGAGUGACGAUGGUGACCUGGGACAUGCAGAGUUUGAACAGGAGAGGCUGAAGAAGGAGAGCAGAGAACAGCUGCCGGCGAUCAGAAAGAUUGUGCAAGCUGAAGUUCCAGAAGCUCAACAGGGUCAGAGCAGCACACUUCUCAACAAGGUGGCAAAGCGUUUGCUGAGGCUAUCAGUUGGCACUUUACUUUUCGGUGGAGGAGAAGCCUUGAGCCUGCCCUACAACAUGGAGAGCAAUGCACAGUGCUUUGUUUCAGUGGAGACGACCGAGGUCACUACCCCGUGGACUAUUUUCUUCUUGGUGUCCAUCAUCGUGGUUUUGGUGAUCGCGGUCAUGACGUUGCUGAAGAUUAUGUACGUGAUGCACCUUCGGAUCGAAGCAACAAGAGAAGCAAUGGAUUGGGUCAGAACGCAGUGGAGACAGUCGAGAGACAGGAGAAUGAUCAGAGAAGAGGAGCAGCAACGACUUGGAGUUUGGUUGAACGAUACCGAUGAAGAGUCUGGAGAUGAGAAUGAGGAGUUUCAAGAAGAAGAACAACUUCCAGGAGAAGAACAGCCAACAAUGAAUGGAGCUGCGCAUAUCCGCAGAAUGACCCUGGAGGAGUUCAACAAUGGCAUGGAAGAAGGUGGAGAAUUUGAGAUGGAAGAGAUCGAAGUUGAAGUCGAUCCUGGAGCUGAAGCUGGUGGUGAUCGUGCAGUACCACUAGGUGAUGGAGCUUAUGAUUUCGACUUCGACGUGGAUAGCAUUUCAAUUCAUGGUGAAGGACCUUCAGGUGAAUGCAAGAUGGAGCAAGAACAGGAAGAGGAAGAGAGCGACGAUGACAUGGAGACGGACUAUGGCUCAGUUGGCAUGGUGGACGAGGACUUCAGUGUCUUUGAGAACCUCGAGCCGACUGAGUAUGACGACUACAGGUUCAUCGUGCUCAGUGAAAGUCGCGGUGUGGAGCACUACAUCGUGCGCAAGCUGAGUUGGCCGGUCACCAGGGAGAUUUGGAUCGCGAUACAGGAGCUCUUUGCAAUGCACAAGGCAGUUCAACUUGGAGGAGUUGAAGAGCGCAAGAAGGUGAUCCGUUUCCUACUUGCAAGGAAGAGAUACCAAUUUUGGUAUGAAGCUGGUCGCAUUCAACCUGGUGAAUCCUUGGAGGAGUCGGACAUGCCAGAUGAAUGGUUAGCAGCCCAUUAUGGAUGGGGAGAACCAGUUGGAGGGCAGCCAUAUGAAAGUGAUGAUGAAGGUUCAUGGAGCCCGAGUGCAACAGGAAGCGUGGCCAUCAUCGAGGACACGGACAUCGGAGCUUCGAGCAGCGCACAUGCACCAGCGCUGCCACCACCACCUGUCGUCACAGAAGAACCUGGAUCAACAACUGAUACACCAGGAGUGACUGCAGAGCCAAAGGCCAAAUCGAAAGGAAAAUGCGGUGGAAAAGGUACAACAGUGCUUUGGUCAAAGGACCCACCGGUAGAGGACGAUGCAGACGGGCAUGUGUGA